This is a messenger RNA of Triticum aestivum (bread wheat), 1519 nucleotides long. Its product is annotated as putative serpin-Z6C. Gene Ontology annotation, molecular function: serine-type endopeptidase inhibitor activity. The record is from RefSeq and is a predicted model, not a curated record. The transcript has a single exon. Lineage: Eukaryota; Viridiplantae; Streptophyta; Magnoliopsida; Poales; Poaceae. Bases 14 to 1456 code for a protein of 480 amino acids.
UCUCUAGCUUGCCAUGGAGGAGGAGCAGCAGUCCGCCGGCAUGGCCGAUCUCGCCGCCCGCCUCACCAAGCGACUCGCGGACGCCAACAGGGACCGCAACCUGGUCUUCUCGCCGCUCUCCAUCUACGCCGUCCUGGCGCUCCUGGCCGUCGGCGCCAGUGGGGAGACCCUGGAAGAGAUCCUCCGCGUCCUAGGCCACCCGUCCCGCCGCGAGCUAGAGGACUACGUGGAGCGUCUCUUGGACGGAUCGUUGGAUCCUGACGGCGGUGGGCCGACCGUGGCGUUCGCGUGCGGCGUGUGGAGCGACCUGAGGCGGCCGCUGAAGCCCGCCUUCCGCGACGCUGUCGUCGGAAGGUACAAGGCCGAGGCCAGCUCCGUGGACUUCCGCAACGACCCAGAGCUAGCGAGGGCGCAGAUCAACGCGUGGGCCGCUGCUUCCACGAGGAACCUCAUCGACUCCGCCGUCCCUCGGGGAACCGUACACCGGAACACCCACCUCGUGCUGGCCAACGCCAUCUACUUCAGGGGCAAGUGGGAGGUGCCUUUCUACAAGAGCUCGACCAAGGACAGGCCCUUCCACCGGCACGACGGCACCGCCGUCGACGUCCCCUUCAUGACCAACCACAGAAAAUACUAUCACUACAUGGCCGUGCACGACGGGUUCAAGGUGCUCAAGCUACCCUACGAGAGCAGCACAGCGUACACCCAGCGGCACUGCAUGUGCAUCUUCCUCCCGGACGCGCGCGACGGCCUAGCGAGCCUGCUGGACAAGAUCACGUCGUCGUCCCCGGCAGGGUUCCUGCGCGAGCACCUGCCGACGCGCAGGGUCAAGGUCGACCAGGUGCUGGUGCCCAGGUUCGAGCUCUCCUUCAGGAGCAGCGUCACCGCCCUGCUCAAGGACCUUGGGCUCCGGCUGCCUUUCAGCCAUCGGGCCGACCUCUCCGAGAUGCUUAACGACGGCUACGAGUUCCGCGUGCAAGACGUCUUCCAGAAGGCUGUCAUCGAGGUCAACGAGGACGGAACCGAAGCCGCCGCUUUGACCUUCUAUGACGUCACCGCGAAAUCCUCUCAAUACCCGCCGGAGGAAGUGCUUUUCGUCGCCGACCACCCGUUCGCCUACUUCAUAGUCGAGGAGGAAUCGCAUGCGAUCCUCUUCGCCGGACAUGUCGUCGACCCUAGCGAUGCUACCGGGGUGGUGAUUCCAUCAGGGGAGCGCAGCACAACAAAAGGUAAAAUUGACAAGGUCGAUACCGAAUCCGGCCGCAAGAGGCGGAGGGAUGAACAGCCGCAAUCUUCCCACGGACACAGCUCCAGUAGGCAGCAUCGACGGGACGAGAGUAGACGAGCGGCCAGCAGCGAGUACAGAAGAGAAGAGAGUAGAUAUUAUCGAAGUGAGCGACGGGAGAGGACGAACAACCCGCGGAGAGAAUAUAAUACUAAGAUACAGUUUUGCUAAAGCACAUCUAGAUGUGCUAUAAGUAUUGCACAUCUAAGUCCUAUGUCAUUGAUCUUAUGUUGA